Messenger RNA from Cinara cedri, 5835 nucleotides. The record is from the annotation of a GenBank genome assembly. Lineage: Eukaryota; Metazoa; Arthropoda; Insecta; Hemiptera; Aphididae.
UUAAUAUUUAACUUUUUUAAUAAAAAAAAAAAUUCACAAUUUGUCAAGAAAUCAAUUUUCUACUUUUUGGAAUUUGACUAUUGGGCAUCUACAAACUGGACAUACAUUGCAUAAUUCAUCUCUUGAAUUUUCAUAACAGUAAUCACAUAAACACAUAUGAGAGCAUGGAAUCAAUAGGACUGAAGGUUUGAAACGUUCAAGACAUAUUGCACAUUCUAAUGAUCUAUACAUUUUAUCUGUAAACAAAUAAUAAUUAACUAAAUAUAAUAAAUAAAUUUGUAUAUUAAUACCUUUUGAUGUUCUAAAUUUACGACUAGAUGAUGAAGAUGGACCAUUAUGAAGUUGGCGGUUUGGAUUGUCAGCUACAUCAAACAUUUGGCAAACAAAUCCCCCAAGAACAGUACCUAAGAUGAUUUGUUUUAUACAUUUGCACAAUUAUAAAAUUAUGUAAGCUUACCUAAUAUUGACCCAAGUUUUCCUCCGGCUAGAAAACCAAAAGCCGUAAGUCCUCCAAUUACAAUUAUUUUUUUGAUAGUUGAUGGCAUUUUAAUAAUUUAUAGGAACUUAAAUCCUAAAUCAAAAUGUAUAAUAAAUAUUAAGAAUGGAACAAAAUAAUUUAAAUACCUAGAAUACCUAUUUUGUAUGGUUUUUUUUAUUUAUAUUUUUCUAAUUAAUUAGUCAUUUGUAGAUAUGAACACAUAUGAGCACAAUGUUCACAUAAACAAUAUUUUUCGAACGUCAGUCAUAUAAAUAUUAUCAAUCAAAUUAAUUUGAUACUAUUACUACCUUUAAAUGACAUGUCAAUAAAUAUCUUCUAAAAUAAAUUAUUGUAAUAUAAGAAUAUAGGAAUAUUGAUCAUUUCCAAAUAGUUAUAAAUUGACAAAGUAGACAGUAGGUAAGUACCAAUAAUAUCAAUGCUCCUGUGUAUCCUACUGUAAGGAUAAAAAUGAAACAAAUUCUUCAAAAAGUAUAUAGAUCUUAAUAUUAUGGGUCCAAGUUGAUAAAUUUAGUAACUAAAAUUUCAACUAUAUUGAGUUUUUAAAUAAUUUAUUUGGAAUAAAAUUCUAUAUGUCAUUUUUAUUUUAUAAAUUAUUAAUUAUAACACAAGACACAUUGUCAACUUUUUAGUAAAGAAUAAAAUAUAUGUAUUUUUAUGUACGAUUCAAUGUUCUAAGUUGAUCAAGCAAUUAAUAAUUGUAUACAAAUUAAAGUGUAAGCAUGAGGCUCAUAGUAUAAUAAUGGUGUUAAAAAAUAUGUGUACCAAUGACGAUUAAAAUAAGUUUUUGAAUGAAAUUCAAUUAACAUCUUAAAUAUAUUUAUUAAAUUUAUAAAAUAAUUAACUAUUAGUUUUUAAUUUAGAGAGAAAAAUAUUUACAUUUAAAAUAAAAAUAUGAGCAAAGUUGAUAAAAAAUUGUUUUAUUCUUAAAAGUAAAUUUGUAAACUAUGAAAAAAUAAUUUAAUGUAUCUUCAGGGCUGACUAAGAUCACUGGGACACCAGGAAAUCUCUUGGUAGGCCACAAUUGAAAUGAGUUUGACUAGUUCAAACAAAUUUGGUAAUGUCAGGUGCAGUUAGUAAAUAACCAAAAUAGGUGACCUAACGAGUCAUACAACACAAGAUAUGAUUUAGUUGAUCCGUUAAACUGUGAAAUAGUGUGCAAAGAGCAGGAAAUAAACGUUCAGGGGUUGCUAUACAGUAUUAAAGGGCUACAGUACGCUAUUGAGGGGCCUUUAAUAUGCAGUCAUCAAUUGCAUAAGUUCAUCUUAAGAGUCUGUAAUGGUUGCAGUAAGAUAUAAUGAUUAGCCAGUAAGGAUACUUUCAAAGGAAAGUAUUUCACUUAUUUACACAAAUAAUAAAAUAUCAAUUUACAUAGUGCAGUACAUUAAAAUUGAUUAUUAUUGCAAAAUAUGAGAGUGAAAAACGAUACAUUACCAGAAAUUAAACGAAGUUAUUGAUUAAAAUUUAAAAUGAAGUAGUGAAAUUUGAUGUAGGAUAGAAAAGCUAUAUAACUAUAACUAGUAAAAAUAAUAAUCUAAAAUCCAAAUAAAGUGUAAACAUAAUACAAUAAUAUUUUGUGAUAUUAUCACGAUUAUAUAUAUUGUGGUUAAGGGGCAGUUGUUCAAAAUGAUAAAGACAAAUAAUAAAGGACCGAAAGCAUAAUUUCUAUACCUAUAUAUUUUGAACUUGUAAUAUUUAAAUACUAUUUAAUUGUAAUAUUGCUGAGUUUGGAGUAUUUAGUUGUAGACGAAGCGAACGGAGAAAAUUAAUCAAAAAUUACCCUUGAUUUAUUAUACUAAAUGCAAAAAUCGUAGCAAUUUAUUUCGUCUGUUCUGUGUGGUUUGUUAAUAUAGUGUAUAUUAAUAUGCGACCGGGUUGGGUUUCUGAAAAAGGUUCUUAUCAUUUUUCGAACAAUUGCCAUAGUAAUAAUUCGAAAUGGUAUGUGUUGACCUAUAGAUAAUUAAUAAUUAUAAUAAUUAAAUAAUUUUUAUACCUAAUACAAUUAUAAAUUAUUAAAUAAUAAUAAUUUAUUAUCUAUGUGUUGACCACAAUUAAAGAUCUUGAGUAAAACAUACGGUAAACUUACUAUGGUCCAAAAAUACAUCUGAUAACUGAUAGCUUUAUUUAUUAUUUUAAAUAAAGAAGUAAUAUUAUUAUUGUUAUCAGAUGUCUUUGUCAACCUCGCGUACUGAACACUGAAUAAUUAGAUGAAUUUAGGUGAUUAGGUGAUCCAGUAGGACGAGCUAGAUGUGGUGUUACAGAAGAACAGUGACACUAUAAAGAUAAUUAACUAGAUAGUGUCCCGAUCGAGACACGCAUUAAUUUUUAGGAGUAAAAUUGGAUUGAUAUCUGGCUUUUGUUUAGUUGACGUUUAAAUAUUGUACCAGUGUUAGUUAUAAUUAAUAUGGCCCAAAGCUCAAGCCUGUGGACGACUAAACAACGGAUUCGUCAUUUAGACUUGCCCAUCAAAAAUUUUAUUGACAAUGCAAUUCCUUACCAAGUGGAAACGUUGAAAACGUUAAAGUCAAAUCUUGUGAAGGUAUGUGUUUCGUCUAAAGUAACUUAAUAAUGUUAUUAAUUAUGUAUUUUAUAAUUAUAAUAUUGUUAUAGCAAAGACGAUUGGAAGAUCGAAGCAGUAUACGUCAGUUACAAAUGAAAGCUUCACAAUCCAUUAAACGUGCCCGAGCAUUACUCAGAGAAAUGGAUACUUUGAGAAACCAAGUUGCUGAUGUUGACCUACAUACUUUUGACAGCUUAAUGAACCCAUCUAGACGAUUAUUAUUGGAUGCGAUUGACAUGUUCAAGAGUAAUUUAAUUAUUUCCAUUAUUUAUUAGGUACUGAUUACCUAUACUGUUGAUUUUAUGUUUCAUAAAUUUAAUAGGUGAAAAUCUAGAUGAGAAACAAUCUGUUAUUAAACCUGAAGACAAUUACCCAGAAAAUAGUGAACAAUUAGAAGUAGAAAAUCAAAAACGUAUGCUUUUAAUAGCUAUUGAAGAAGAAAAACAAAAACAAAAAAAUGUACUUGCAAUUGAAUCUGAUGUCAAAAAUGUCGAAAGAGACAUGCAAGACAUUCAAGAUCUAUUUCGUGAUCUAAGUAAAUUAGUAAAUGUAUGUAUACUAUAUAAUAAACCCAAUACAUUACAUAUUGUCACACAUAGUAUGUGUUAUUAACUAUUAAUUUUUUUUUUGUAACAUCAAUUAAAAAUUAUUUCCACUUGAUCUAAAAUUAUAUUCAUACAAUUAAAUCAUUGAUUUGUUUAUCAAGUAUUCAAGAUAAUACUUCAUUAUUACCAGAAAUUAAAUAUUUGAAUGUAUAAAUGCCUAAUAACUAUUAAUAAAUGAUAAUAUUUUUGGAAUGAUUCUAGUUCAGCUUCUUCACUUGAACUAUUUUUUAAUUUUAUUUCUAGUUUCAAAUGUGUCGAAAAUAUACAUUAAAGGUGUUAAAAAAACUUUAACUAACUUCGUUUGAUAGUUAUGGGGAAAAACUUUAUAAGUUAUUUUUUUUCUGUUUUAUGUAUUUCUUAAUUAAAAUUUUAUAUUUUUUUAAUUUUAUUUCCAAAAUAUGUGUUUUUUAUUACUUUUAACCCAUUGGUAUAAUCAAAACUUACUAUCAUACUUACUUUUAUGGUUUUUCUACAUAAAUCUUGAAAACUAAUCUCUAUCGGUAUUAAUCCAAAAUGUGGUCAAAAAUAGACAAUUUUAUUAUUAUUAUUUGUAGUGAUUGAUAUUUGGAUAAUAAAAAUUUUUUUUAAGUUAGAAUAAGCUAUCUGAAUUGAUUAUUGUGUAAAAUCAUGUCGCGUAAGACACAGGGUAUAACCAAAUGCUUUUUAGGUGAACCUAGAGACCGGCAGGGGGCACUCGCUUACUAUGUUCACUUGGUUUGUUUUAAUUGAAAAUAAUCAUUGAUUUGUUGUGCAAAACCACAUCAGGUAGGACACAGGGUAAAAUCAAAUGUUUUUGCAUUAUUUAUACCAGUUCCAAUACUAACAACUUACAACUUACUGUGGUGUGGAAUGCGGAGAAUGACUUGCUAUACCUGCCGCCAAUUUUAGAUCUACCUCUCACAAUUUAUUUUGAAAAAUAUUAUAAAAUUCUAUCUAAGAAAUAUGGAAAAUACAAAGCCUAACUUUUCCCCAUAUUUCCCAAACAAAGUCAAUCAGACUUUUUUUUUACAUUUUUAAUGUACACAUUAAAACAUUUUGAAAAACAAAUCUCUUAAGAGCUAAACUAGAAUUAUACUAUAUUUAAUGUACUUCUUAAUUAAUUCUCUAAUUAAUUUACUUAUUCUUCUCAUAAGCUCUACAGACCAUGAUGGCCCUUGGUUUCCAAAUGUGUUUACUAAUUAUGUUUAAAUAAUUAAUUAUUAAUAUAGGAACAAAAAGAAGAUGUUGAUAAGAUUGAAACUCAUGUUGAAUCAGCUCAAGAAAAUGUUAUUCAGGCUGAACAAACGUUACGCAAAGCAGCAAAAUUAAAAAAAAUGUCUUAUCCACUUAUUGGAGCUGUUGUUGGAUCAUGUGUUGGAGGUCCAUUAGGAUGUUUAGCUGGAGCCAAGGUUGGAGUAUUUGCCACUGUUACUUGUUUUGUAUUAGGUAAAAUAUAAUAAUACAUCUUUAUCUUAAUUUUAAUAAUAACUUUUAAUUAAAUUUGUAUGAAUAUCCACCCGUGUAACUGGUAUUUAAAAUGCUCAAAAUAUUCUCAAUAAAACAGUGAAUAGUUUAUAUUAUAAUAUAGUAAUCUAUAUUUGAAAUUUAAGGGAGAAAUGUUUUGAAUUCAAUAUUUCAAUUAGAUCAACUUAAAUGGAUCACUAUGCAUACAAAUAUUGUACAAAAUAAUUGUCAAAUUAUUGAAUAUCAUAAAUUAACAACAUGUAAUUUGUUAUAUAUUUUUUUGUUUGCAAUUCUUAAAUAAUAUUAAAUUUAAAUUUUAACAAAAGUUAUAUAGCAAUUUGCUUAAAAAAUUAUUACCUGCUUUGGUUUUAACAAUAUUUAGUCUUCGUUUUUAGAAUUUAUCAUAUUUUAUUUAUUUAAAUUUAACUGUUAAAAUGUCUAUUUUCAACAUAUAUAUAUUUGUAAUAUUUUUUUUCUCAGUUUGAAAUAAUAAACUAAUUGUUUUAUUUAAACUAUACAGGUUUUACAGGUGGUAAAGUACUCAAGGAUAAAUCUAAUGAAGAAACAGACAAUAUUUCUAAAGAUUUACUUAAUCAAACUGUAAAACCACAUACAGAAUAACACUUGUAUACUAUAUUUUCAGUUGAAUUUCAUGACAAAAACAAAAUGAUAGGGAAUUAGUUUGACUGACAUUCAAUAAUUAUUAAUUUUAUAUAAAUUUAUUAUAUUUU